AUGAGCCUACAGAAGCCAGCGUUGAACCGUUUUGGCGCAAGCUGCAGGGCACUAGAAUCUUGGAUGAAAGGCUCCGGGUGGAAACAUUUGAUUGAUAAAUACAGUAUAGAAACCGUUCAGAGCCUUAUCGCGAUAAUGGAGAGAUUCAGCUUGCUGUGUCCCUGGCCAUCAGACAAGGAAACCAAACAAUACCUUGUGCCAUCCAUGUUGAUGUCACCCCCUACAAAUGACGUCUUGGAGCUCCUUGCUUCUGUGAGAACACCUUCACUUUUUGUGAAGUUUGAAGUACGACGAGUGCCACCAGGCCUGUUCACGCGUCUAGUACUCCAGUUUUACCAAUGGUGUCACGAAGAGUGGAAGAGCCGGAUACAUCCCCAACUGUCUAGCAAUUUUGCUCGGUUCCACAUCCUUCCUAAUGAAGGAACGUCUGUCAUUAUCAUGUGCCAUUCUUCCUCUAUCGAAAUCGCUCUUCACUAUGGAAGCAAUUUUUCUGAAGCAAUAGCAACAGAUAGAAUUGGUGCACAGCAUGAAAAUGGAGAUUUACGCAAAAUUAAAGUUUGCGUAAACCUGCGUAAAGUUGGUCAUCCAACUUUACGCUAACUUUCCACGGCGCGUAAAGGUUUGUAAAGGUAACUUUACGCGCUCGGCUCUUAAAGGUUUCGUAAAGCUAGCAUAAAGUUGUUGUAACAGCUUUACGCUCAUUUACGCUACAAGUAAAGGUUUAGUAAGGUUGUCAUAUAAUGCUAGCUUAAUUCCUAACGGCAAUUUAUUCCCGGCACUGUUUUUAGUAAGUCGUUUGUGUCUGAUACUAGUUCGCAUAGUUUUUUUGAUCACUCAUUUGGUGUUCGAUGUUGGUGUGCGAUGUAAACAAGCCAACCACGCAAAUUUCUUUUGGUGGUGCGAACGACUUCGUACACGCUUAAAAAUGACGCUGAAAAGAAAAUUCUGCUGGCAAUUUUCGAAAAACGGCAUAUCUGUCGCGGCAAACACAAUAGCCUUCAAUACUCAGUAGUAUUCCCUCAUUGAUUUCAGUCAGUAUAAGGUGUUUCUUCCUUAACGGUCACCUCUCUACACGGGCCAUUUUUGUUUUGUUGUUUUUUUUUCGGCGGACGGUCCAUACAUGACAUACAUUUACUCUUCUUUCAACCUCUCUACUAUGGCCACUUUUUUCGAUGUCCCUAAGGUGGCCGUUGUAGAGAGUUUCAACUGUAAUUUGAUCAAAUUGAAAUAAUUGGAAAAUAAAGAAAAAAUAUCGCCUCGCAAAAACGGCGAGUCUUACUUAAAGAAAGAACGCAUUACUUAAAGAGAAAGACCGCAUUCACAAAUUACUGUGACCAUUUUACAUUCAACGGAGUACUGGCUUCAUCGUUGAACCUCCUUUAUCGCUUCCUUAUUUUAAGUCCGCGGACUUCAGGCUUGGGAACGGACAAUUUGUUAAAAGAAAGGGGCCUGGAAACAAUCGAGUGAAGGGACACCUGGUCAGCGGGCUUGUUCCUUUGCACAUGCUCAAUCAGGUUCGUUGAUUUGGCGUCCAUUUUGAAAGUGUCCAACGGUUUCAAACUUGCGUCUUUGAAAGGUUGGAGAUCGUUCAUAUAUUAUGCUUCUUGAUAGCAUCACAGGACAUCUUAAGGUUGUUACAAUUUAUAAUAGCACUAUCAGCCUUUAGUAAUCGAUCACUUCUCAAGUGUGCAGCAACCCUUUCGGGACGAGAUACUCAGUCAAAAAUGGAGACAGAAACAUCGUGUGAAGCACAAGCAUUAACACUGGAAUGUUCACAACACAGACCAAGACUGUAUUACACGUAUUACUAAGGCUCUUCGAUACUCAAGAUCUCGCUGAAAAGAGCAGAUAGUAAGGCAAGGUAAGUUGUCCUGGCUCGCCUUUUCUCUAACUUUUUAAGCUUAAUUCCAACUUGUUUAUGACGAGUUCGAAUGACUGUCUCAAGUACUCAGUAACUAACAUUUCAGUGAGCAAUGAAACCAGCAUUAACCGUUUAAAGUAAAUUAUAACUAAACAUGUGUAUUUAUUUGGCAUAACCUUUCAAUACUAAGCUAGCAACGAGACCAUGACGUUGAAGAUGAUAAUGUAAAAUCAUGUAAGGACUUUGGGGGUCUGAAGGAGUAGAAUUUCCUUGUUUUGUACUGGAAAAUAGGAGUUUGGUCACUGGUACUGGGAAUUACUAAAAGAAAAUAAUGGAAUUAAGAAAGGACAUCUGUAUAAAGUAAGCUUACAUGUAAUGUGAUACAACCAUUCUUAUGAAAAUCUUCACAGACUAUAGAAGAACUAAUAAACAGAAUAGAAAAGUGUUAACAAGUGUUGAAUUUGCAAGUAGGCAAAGAUAAUCUACGUAGUCUGGUUCUAUAUUUUCAUGCGUCAGUCAAUAACAAACCCAAGCUUCCCAAUUCCCCGGGCAGUCAUAGCGUCAUAAGUGGUGAAUAAUUUAACAGCAUGCAUGUAUUUUUUGAAGCAGAUACAAAAGUUUAUUUUUGAUUUUAAAUUACGUGGGUUUUAACUUAAAUGAACAGAGAAUGAAUAGACAUUUUCAUGAGUCUUUCAAUGCAUAGCUAAUGCAGACCAUGAUUGAAUUAGAAUGUAUUUUCAUGUAAGUGCCAACAUAGUUGUUAACAUCUUCACAGUUUCAUACCUUCAUCUGCAGUUCAAAGUAUGAUUCAUUUCAUAUAUUACCAUUAAUUUUAAUCUUCAUUGUGCACUGCUCCUAUGAAAUUAUAUUGCGGUUCUUGAGAGGAUAUAGUGCAGCACAUACUGUCAGGAAAUUGAAUGCCUUACUUUUUGGGAAGCAAAGCACACAGUCAUGUUAGAAACCAGAAAUUGUGCUAUUUGCACCAUAGUUGUAUCGUCAGUAAAUCUAGGUUUAAAGGAAAAUAAAAUUUAAAGAAACAAGUUGUGAAAGAUAAGACUGUUAAGAGAGUCAUAGCAGUCAUAGCUGUUUUGGAUUCUCUUGUCUACAUACACCAUUAUUAAUCUGCAAAUACAACUGUCUCUCUUGUGAAAUGUCCCUGGUGGCAAGGAAAGAAAAUAGGCUGCUUUAUUUACAGGCAUUGUUUUCAAGAUUGAGGAUAAGGGCUUUAAAUAGCAAAGUGGCUUCACUCCUGUUACAUUAACUAGGAACCUUGAACGUUUCGUAUUAAAAAGGAAAAAAAUAUAUUGGUAAAGUUUCAAGAAAAUUUGAAACUUUUGGGAAUGAGGUGCUUAUAUGUUUCUAUAUUUUCCCUGAAAGUCUUUGGUGGAGCUCAUGAGAAGGCUAGGGAUGUUUAUUGAUUUGGAACUUUAGUCCGGGACAGGUAGAAAUUUAGUUCGAACAUGUAAACCUUUGAUAUGACUUGUCCGUGGGACAAGCACAUUUUUAAUUAGAAAAAUAAAGAUGAGAAACAAUAUUCCAUUUAACUUUGCCAUUCCACUGCCAGUCGUUUCAUCCAUUUGUUUUUUUACAAACUCUGUUGUAGGUUUCAUUCAAAAAUAAAGGGUAAUAAUGUGAUUAAAUAAUGUGUUUAAAAACAUUAAAUGCCCGUUGCAAGCUAAACUUUUUGGACAAGAACUCUAGGUUUUGGACAACCAAAUUUAAUGUAUUGCUUGUGUGAAGGACAAGUGGAUAGGAAAAUUUCUCUCUUACCAGGGUGCAAAGAAGGUGAUUUUUAAAGCUUGCCAUUCGGGCAAGCUGAAGCUAGCAUAUACUAGCCCAAAUGUCAUUUCAACUAGCCCCCAAACCGUUUUGAUGAGCAGAAUUGAUUUCACAGUUCUUCGUUAGUUUGAAUUCCUCAAAAAAACUUCACUUGCCCAUCGGGCAAGUUAAGUUCAAAAUUCACUAGCUCGAUAGCAAAAUCCACUAGCCCCGGGCUAUCGGACACUACUUUCUUUGCGCACUGCUUACUCUCUAAUAAUAAUAAUAAUGUACAUCCAGUGGUUUUUCAUAGCACUUUACAACGAUAUUAAUGGAUGAUACUUUUAUAAAAAUGCAUACAUUAAAAUAAAAAAAGAUAUACAUUGUAAAACAUUGAACUCUAAUAAUAUAAUAAACCAUUGUUAAUAAAUUUAACAUACCGGUAUAUAUAUGCUUCAGUCUCCCCAACUAGUAAGGCACUGUGCCUGUGUUAUAAGACAUGAGACUUUAAUAAAGUUCAUUAUUAUUAUUAUUAUUAUUAUUAUUAUUAUUAUUAUUAUUAUUAUUAUUAUUAUUAUUAUAGGGUUUCCAUGUAGCAUUUUACCCUGAUUUUCACUCAACUGCAAGUAGGGUUCUGAAUGUAAAUAUUAUUGCCUUUAAGGAAAGCCUUUAACUCAUACUAGUCAAACAUUUUGAAUCUUUAACAGUCAGAUGAAUCUUAUUCAGUUGUGUGAAUUUGUGGACAUUGAAAUCAUUUGCUACUCAGGUUUUGCAUUGUUAUUAGACCACUUGUGGAAAAUGCCUUAUCAUUUUUUUCAAAUUUUUAGUCUUGGUUUGUGAAAAGAGGCAUGUGGGGAACCCUGUGUCAAGUAAAAUUGUGCUGAUUGUAGUAAUUUGGCCAUGAGUGUAGGAAAAAAUAUUAUUAAUUAGUAAUAGCAGGCGGUGUCCUCUGGCAACUUAGGGGUGUUUACAUGACACCGGGCAACUUUUUGCCCCGAGCGAGUUCACUCCGGUUCCCUCUCAUAGCUCUAUAUUUGUUUACAUGAUACCACCACAAAAUGUCAUGCAGGCGCGAGUCACCCCAGCGUGAGUUCACCCCGGUUCUUGUACCGGGGCGAGAAUUUCACUCUGGUACAAAAUCUCAUGGCAGUAUCAUGUAAAUGGGAAACGACCACCCGUUUCAGCAUGAAAUCGGUCUGCCGGUAGACUGGAAUAGGUAGCGCACGCGUAAUGUUUGCUAUUUUGUAACACACUUGUUUUUAAUCAACAUAAAGUGUACCUUCAAAUAACGAGAUAUGAAAUGACUCAGUCAUAAUGUAAACCCGAUACAAAAUCAAAAAGUCAUCCCGGUAUGAGACUCGCGCCGGUGUGAGUUUUCUCAUGUAAACACCCCCUUACUGUACAUGUACUUGUGCCUUUAGUGCGCGAUUAAGUGUAUUAUCACUAGCCUACAAAUAAUCUGUGUAGUUUACUCAAAUAAUACUUGCUUUCUAUUUAUUCAGCAGAUCAGCCUGGUAUGGGAUGUUGGUGACAGAAAGUCCUCUCAAAGCAAACAGGAUUAAUACAUGUUAAUUACAAGCCUUAGUCUUGUAAAUUGGUUCCAGGGCUGUCACUAAGGGCCAUAAACCAGACUUUAAAUCGGCUACUUUGAGCCCAAUACUUGGCUGUUUUGAGAGGAAACGAAACUUUCCACAUUUUCAAUGUCCCGCUCACUAAUUUCACUUAAACCCUGCAACUUGCAAUCUUAGUGACAGCCUUGUGCAUCUAACUUUUACAUCAUCAGUUUAUGAAAAUGAUUUGUUAUUUGGAUUUUGUUGUUAAGUUUGACUGUAAACACUUCUGGGAGUGAAAGGGCUAAAUCAAGAAACCAUCAAUGUUAUACAUGUAUUAGGCUUUCAGUCUUUUUAUUUCUUAUCUAAAAUUGUUUAAGCUUUUAAUUUGAAUUAUGCUAAAUUAUACUAAAUAUUUUCAUUUUGGAAGAGACCAUUUUGACCCACCUUUACAUUAAUUUGCGUGUUAGAGUUGCUGUUUUUUAUCAAAAUUUAACUUCAUCAGUUUUCUUGUACACCCUGUACCUUACAUGUAAAUGCUAAUAAUUAUUUCAAACUAUAAAUCAUCUUAAUUUGGUAUAAUACUAAGUUAAGAUGAUUUUUUUGGAUAUUUUGGGAAGACUGUUUUAACCCAUUUGAAAAGUUUAUGUACACUGUAUCUUCUUAUUUAAACCUUACGUGUUGGAAAAAUUUUCGUUUUUUUUUAUUUUUAAUGUAAUGACAAAGAUGCUAACGCAGAAAUAAAUCAUGUUAUAUUUAGAAAAUUCAGUUUUAGAGAAUCAGCGUGUUUUGUUUUUUAAAACCUUGUAAUAUCACUCUUUGCGGGACUAAACUUAAAGAAUGUGAUUCGUAUUUGCAGCUUUUGCAGUUACAACAAUGUAGCAUACCUGGCGAUUUUCAUGGGAUUUGAAAUGUAAAAAUAAAGAUAGGCAAAUUGAAAAUUGGUUAUGGUAAUGCAAAAUUGGAAACGGAAAGGGGCCCUAUUUUUUAAACUACUACUUAUUCAAAGUUCAUCUACUGGUUAAACAAUAUAACUCCAUUAAAGCAAGUUAUAACUUAAUAGUAGGGAUGACUAAUGUCAGUUUGAAGUUGGGUUCUUAUUUUUCUAUAGGUCUGUUGGGUUCUCAACGCUUUAUAACUUUUCGUUUUUGUUGUCAGUUUUGAAGAAUAAAAACAAAAUUUCUGACCUAAUCCUUUAACAGUGUGUUGAAGUGUUGUUACAUAUUAGGGUAUUUUAUUUUAUGUCGAAACUUGAAUUGAGGAUUACUCAUACAAUUAUUUGUAAUGUAUAUAUGAGUAAUCCUCCAUGGCUCCAGAUUGUAAAUACUAUGGAGAGACGAUGGGAAACCAAAGAAAAUAACCGGUAUUAAGUACACAACAAAAAUCCAAUGUUUGUGUGACAUGGACAAAAAUAAAAUUUUGAUUGUUAAAAGUUUGGUAAGAAAAAUUUACCGAUUAUUAUUAUAUUUACCGGUAUUUUAAAGUUUCCAGUGUGUUUAUGUGUAUAUAUAUAUUUGGCGUAAAGGAGCUUGUAUUUUCGCUUUACACAAGCUUAAAGUAGGGUUUACACAAGCUUUACGCACAACGUAAAGGUGUUGCGUAAAGUUUUUGUUUCAUUACGCCAGCUUUAUAUGUACGCGUAAAGGUGCUGUAAAGCUGAACUUUACGUAGAGUAAAGGAAACGUAAAGUUGUGUAAAAUUCAACUAUACGCUGACUUUACGCUGUCAUUACGCUCACGUAAAUUUGAUUUUUCAUGCUGUGGUGACAAUCACAGUCUGACUACAAGUCGUAAAAUACAUUGGCAACUGAGACUGAUUCGCGAGUGCAUGCGCAGAGAGUUUAGCUGGCUGAAGAACAUGAAAUACGAAAUGUGCAUCUGCUGUCCAGUGUGUUCGCAGGAGGGUUCUGUAAAAUGUCGUUCUCAUGACUUGCGUGGCUGUGAGUGUCUUCACUUGUUGUCGGAAUCCGAGCUGCUGAAAUGUCAAUACUGCACCCAACCUGGUUUUCGUGGGGAUUGCAGAAUUCGCAUCGAGUUGUUUACGCCUUGGUUUACAUUUUCAGAUCCACAAGAAAGCAGGACUUCACUUCAGGUUGGUCUAUGUCUUUAUUCAACGCAUUGUUCCAUUGUUUUGUUGAGAAGCUAUUUAUAUUCUUUCGAGAGGCUUUUAUAUUCGAUUUUGAGGUUUUUAUCCUGUUUCAAACAACCUUGAUGGUAAAAACAACCUAAACGUGUAGUCCUGCAAUUGUCAGGUACAAUUUGUAAAAAAUAGUAACGAGUGCUAUUCUUCGUCGAGUCAUCAACUGACUUUACUCGUAUUGACUUAAUUACUCCUAUACAGCUGUUUCAAAAAACGUUGUCGGUAGAAAAGCAAAAAGUUUAAGCCAAGACCGAAAGGUAAUAUAGGAUUUUUAUAGUGACCUGCUACAGGUCCCAUAGGAGUUUCGCGACCACUCCAGUAUGUCCCUGAGAACAGUAUGGAGCGUCUCUCUGUAAGUGAGAGUAUUUCUAAACGUUGUACAACUCUUAAAACAGUGGUUGGAGGGCCUUCAAACGGUAGGGAGCUUAAGCAAAUACAAUGGCGAUAAAAGGGACGGUGAACAAGUUACAAUAGGUUUAAAUUAGCAAAACUUACAACAACUCAUUUUGCACGUGGAUUACGCUUUUUUGUCCGUGGCCGUUGGUCCCGGCUGCGGCUUGAAAUCUCUCAUGUUUUAUAGGGGAGGUGAACAGCAGACCCCAAUUUUCUUUUCUCCUUUUUUUAAACUUGAAACUAGUCCUUUAGAAUUCAUUUCCAGAGGAAUCGCCAUCAUUUAAAAAAUUGAACAACGUGAAAUAAAGGCAAUGUGGUUGUCCAUACAUUCUCGCAUGCUAGUGUAGUGCUACAUAUUGCCCGGAGUAGACUUUGGCGAGUCUUAAUUAAUUCUUGAGUAGGAACCAUUAUUCGGAAAAAGUUUGUUUGUGAUAUUUUUUUUUUUCGCCCACUUCGUUACUACGUUAUGCAAAUUGAUAAAAUGUAAAAUUUAAAGUCAUUUUCCUUGCUAAUUAGCUAAACAAAAUUGCCUUCAAAAAUGGGAAUAAGCAAGACUGCACUUCGGCUGAAAAGUAAUUUUACCUUGUGCUUUUUUAAAAACUAAAAUGAUCAGUAUGGUUCAGUAUAAAUGACGACUAAAAAUCAGCGACCAGUUUAGUGAAGUGAUUGUUUGCCAGCAAAAGACGGAUUUUAAACAACCCACAUUACUUUGCGGUCUUGGCUUGAAGACUUUUUGCUUUUCUUCCGACAACGUUUUUUGAAAUGGCUGGAUAUGUUUAUUAAUUACAAUUUACAGUCAAAGCAGGUCAAGCGUUCUCGUCGCUAACGAACUAGUUAAUUCAUUAAUGACAAAACGAUUUCGUUUGUUGAUUUAAUACUCUGUUCAUAAAAUGAACAGUCCAAUUUUCACAUGCAGCGUCGAUUCAAUAAUCGAAUGUUGAUUCGAUUACAGUUUUUUCAAAAACUACAGUUUCCAAAAGUCGACUUCAGAAUUUUGGUUCUUCUUCCUUUUUUUUUUUUUCUUUCAAAGGGUCGAGUGCGGGUAAGUUCUGAAGUUCAAACCCAAACAAACUGUUACAUGUACGCCAUAUUGCUGCCAGUAAUCAGUGCAACAGACCUCUAGACCUCUUAGAAAACACGAUGGUCAAACUGAGGUCAGUGUAUGUGCAGUGAUUGGUGGAUUUCGAAAUUCGGCCUUUGUCAGUUUCUCUACACUUGCGGUCCAAGCAUUCUAGCGGUUAUUUUCAUUAAAAGCAAUGAAAAACGCAUUCGUAACCGGUAGGAAAUGGGAAGCAAAUACGAUUGAACACAACAGACAAGAAUAAAGAACAGGUAGAUUUUGUUCAUAAACCAACUCAACAUUUGAUUAUUGAAUCGAGUCCAAUUUGACUAUUCGAGUAUUAAUUUUAUGAAUAUAUUAUUGAAUCUACAAACCAAAUCAUUUUUCCAUUCAUAAAUUUAUUGGUCCACUAGCGACAGGAACGCUUGAUAUCAUUUGACUGAAAUGGCAGUACAAAACAGUUAUAAAAGAACAAUCAAUGGCAAAUUUUCAACAACAAACAACAAACUCAACCCACAUAUGGCGUCGACGCCGGGAGUUGAACCCGGGCCACAUUGGUGGGAGGCGAGUGCUCUCACCACUGCGCCACCCUUGCUUCCCCUUUUGUUGUUGGUUCUCUCCCUUGCUCCGAGAGGUUUUCUCCGGGUACUCCGGUUUUCCCCUCCCCUCAAAAACCAACACUUCCAAAUUCCAAUUCCAUCUGGAACGCACGCACACGUUUUAACGUUUUUUACAGUUUUUUAAAUUUCAAUUUCCAAAAGAGCAGUUAUUAUUAUCUUUCUUAAGGAGCAAGCUGCAACUGGAUGCGAGGUCAAGGAAAAAAGCCAUGUAACUUCCCAGGAAGGUACGGCCACUUUAAAUGUUUUUCCCAAGGGUCAGUAGUAUGAUUAUGUUGUAUCUUGUAUAACUCUUAAUCUUUAAUUAAUUUGUAAUUGUAACGGUGUUACAGAGCUUGAUGACAUUUUUUUGUAUUUUGUAGAGCGUUUAUUUGCUUUCCCCUGUGGUGUUCUUCGGUGCAUCCAGUCUCAGUCAAGCAGUCCCGAGGAAAUUGUAGUUCGAUUUCAAGAGUGGUCGCAGUUAAAUCCAGCCACUUUAGAGAAUCCCGACCAGAAGACAGAAAGGUGGAUUCGGCGUCUCGCCAAUGAACUUAAAUCUCAAAACAGAAUCGAUUUAUUUAAGUAUCUGAGGACGUUAGCACCACCCGGUACUACAGGUGAGUUCACAACGAAACUAGAAAUUAUACCUUUCACAAGUACAAGUCAUUAAUUCAUUUCUAGCAAAUCUUAGAGGGGUUGAUCUACAAAGCAAGAUAAAAAACUAACCAAACAAAGAAACGCAAAGUAAACUAUGUUUUCAAAGGAUUUCAGAAACACUUUAGUCCCACCACUGGUCUUCUCGAAUAAAAUGGUGCCAAGGGCAUAGCUCCCUUUAAGCCAUUAAGUUCGGGCUUAACAAAAAUUUGGGUCAAAAUCUCUCUCCUUCGCAGAGGCCUCUUUGUAUGGCAGGAUGGGGAGACGGAAAAAGAAAGCGUGCGGGAAGCCUCUGCGGAAGGGAGCGGUCAAAUGUGCUCAAGUAAAUCGCAUCUUAACGUUAACUGCAGGGAGUAAAAAUGACCCUAUCGAAAACUAAUAGAUAAAUAUAUAUAGGCAGAAUUUAGUCGACAUUUUUUCGCCUUUACAACACUUCGAGCUGCUGCCGUGUCUUCGCUGUUGGCUAAUUGGCAAUCAGUAUAAUAUAAAAGGGAACUAAAUAGUUUCCCAUUUUAAAAAAAUGCUGAAUGGCCAUGCACAAAGUCACUAGUUUGAGCACUGCUUUCCAUAUCAAUUUAAAUAAAAGAAUCGUCGGUUUUCAAAGAGUCAGUUCUUUCAAUGAUUCUUUUAUCCCGGGAGGGUAGAGGUGUGCCGCUGAGGCAUUCAAACCCCGACCCUGUUUAAGACAAAAAUUGCUCAUUUCGAUACCCUGUUUAAGACAGGAGACACUACUUUCUGACUCUGAUUUGCUUUGUUUUGCCUUCAGACUGACUAAGUAAUUUUUCACACUAAAAUCGUGGAAAUACAUAUUUAGGAAAAAAAAUGUUGCUAUUGCAAAUGUAGUGCGCUCAUCGCAAGUUUUCACACUCUUUGAAAGGCUUCCAGUCCAACAAGACUUCACCCUGUUCACGAUACUUAAUAGUAAAAUUGUAUUUUAAAAGACUCAAGACCUUGAAAACCAUACCCUGUUCAGCGGCAUAUACCCGUAUAGGCCAAAUAAGGGAGUGCCCCCCGGUCUUUUAUCCAGGUGUGGAAGGCAAAGUUUUCGUGAUUUGCGUAGAUCCUAUUUCUUGCGCAAUCACGAAAAACCAAAUUAAGUUGUUUUCAAAAUUCAUUAACACCUAGUUAAAUCUUAAUCAGGACCCCUGUUGGACGAGAAUCUUGAUGUGCGUCGCAUCCCUUUCAAGGAGAGAAAGGACUUAACAUUUUGUCUUAGUGGUAGGUGUUUUUUGUUUGUUUGUUUUAACUACAGCAAGGUUUUGUAACUGCAGACACUUUUUAGUGUCAAGGGGUAUGCCAGGUGCUCCCGUGUUAGGUUUAGGCCUCAGAAAUAGUAACUGAUUUGAAACUAUAUCCUAAGAUGGCUGUUGUGUUUUAAUGCUAAAAACGCUUUGAGGCUCUAGCUUCUAGGGUAUUUCAGUUAAAUGUAUACUACUACAUGAGAAAUCUCUGCAAAUUGAUCGGCUUAGAGCAGUGGUAUUUCAGCUUAAUUUUAAAUACCUACAGGUGAAAAUUACAAACAUUUUGCGGGUAGUAGUAUAAACAAAUAAUAGAAUGAUUUGUUGUGAUAUUUGGCAUAAAUACCACUCGUGAUAUUUCAAAAUUGUCUCAAAUUUCUCUCUCCUGACGGCUCGCCUCGUGAAAUUACGUGUAACAAUUUCGAAAUAUCACUUGUGGUAUUUAUACCAAAUAUCACUGCAACUCAUGCUAUUACCUAUACAAAUUUCUUUUCGUAAAUCUUUUUUUAUUAAAAACUUAAUCAUAAUGUUAUUUUAGUAUAGAGUUAUGAUUAACUUAGCCAUUAUUGUAUCAUGAAUAACUGCUCUACGGCAGUUCUCAAGAUUAGAAGCGAAAUGAAAGUUCUCUUUGCGGUGGGGAAAGUGAAAAUCCUUCAGACCAGGCUUUAUGAGCCCGCGAGACUUAGCACCCCACCCAAACCUUUGUUUUCACUAAAACUGCUGGACCGCGCAAUCUGGUUGCGAUCAUUUAUUAUCUACGGGGAGUAUCUGCGACGCGAUUUUUUCAGUCGUAAACGAUCGUUGCCAAUGUAUGAGACACUUAAGAAAAAUUUUAACUGGUUAUUGAAAGUGUUGCUAAUUCAUAGAAAGAUACCAGUAGUCUACAAACCAGAAUCGACUUUUGGCCUUAUGUAUGCUUAUCUCCGGGCUUUUUCUCUUCAGCUGGAGCAAUGCAAUGUACGUUAGGUCCGAGAAUCCUGAUGAGUUAUCUCAAAUUGCUCAUAGUCAUAAUAUUUUCAUUUGUUCAGUCAGUUCAGGAUAAUAAAGACGUGACAUUUCUGAUAGACGUAAGACAUAUGUAA
Molecule: messenger RNA, 12331 nt
Organism: Porites lobata
Lineage: Eukaryota; Metazoa; Cnidaria; Anthozoa; Scleractinia; Poritidae
Source: the annotation of a GenBank genome assembly